Molecule: messenger RNA, 1194 nt
Organism: Coccomyxa subellipsoidea C-169
Lineage: Eukaryota; Viridiplantae; Chlorophyta; Trebouxiophyceae; Coccomyxaceae
Exons: 8
Coding region: 1-1194 (397 amino acids)
Biological process (GO): protein histidyl modification to diphthamide
Molecular function (GO): 2-(3-amino-3-carboxypropyl)histidine synthase activity
Source: RefSeq, a predicted model, not a curated record
AUGCUCAUACGAUCAUGCCUGUGGCAGGUCCCAGAUGAGAUCUUACAUGAUGAGGCCCUCAAUGCAGCCAUUGGGGUGCUUCCUGCAAACUACAGCUUCGAGAUACACAAGACGGUGUGGCGCAUAAAGCAGAUGGGAGCCAAGCGCGUGGCUCUUCAGUUUCCAGAGGGUCUCUUGAUAUAUGCUUGUGUCAUCGCUGACAUCCUGGAGAGCUUUGCCGGCGCGGAUCAUGUGUUCAUACUGGGCGAUGUGACAUAUGGGGCCUGCUGCGUGGAUGACUUCAGUGCAAGGGCGCUGAAGGCUGAUCUGCUGGUCCAUUAUGGCCACUCCUGCCUGGUCCCUGUCGACGUCACCACCAUCCCCUGCCUAUACAUCUUUGUGGACAUCAAGAUCGACGUCCAGCAUUUCGUCGACAGUGUCAUGCUGAACUUUGAGCCUGGGGCUCGGCUGGUGCUGGCGGGGACCAUCCAGUUUGCAGCCUCCAUCCAGACAGCCAGAGAGCAGCUGGCGCCACACUUUCCCAGCCUCGCCAUUCCUCAGAGCCGGCCGCUGUCUCCUGGGGAGGUGCUUGGGUGCACGGCGCCAGUUCUGAAGGAGGAGGCGGAUGCGAUUGUGUUUGUAGCUGACGGGCGCUUCCACCUGGAGGCCAUCAUGAUCGCCAACCCUGCCAUCCCCGCCUACAGGUACGAUCCAUACGGGCGCGUGCUGACGCUGGAGCGCUACGACCAGGCCGGCAUGCGCGCGGUGCGCCGGCGCGCGGUCGAGGCGGCCGCCGGGGCGGCCAGUUUUGGCCUUGUGCUGGGCACGCUCGGCCGCCAGGGCAACCCCCGCAUCCUUGACCACCUCCAGUCCCUCCUCUCUCGCAGGGGGAUUCCCUACACCAAUGUGCUGCUGUCAGAGGUGGCGCCCUGGAAGCUGGACAUGAUGCACGGGGUGGACGCAUGGGUGCAGAUAGCCUGCCCGCGCCUGUCCAUAGACUGGGGAGAGGGGUUCUCCAAGCCCACCCUGACCCCCUACGAAGCCCUGGUGGCCCUCGGAGAGGUGCCGCCUUGGUGGGAAGGCCCACAAGCAGAGCAGCAGAAGGGCCAAGAAGCAUACCCAAUGGACUACUAUGCAAAGGAUGGUGGUGUGUGGAACAGCAGCUAUCACAAGACGCCUGCGCGGGUGAAAUCCCAAGCGCAAGCAGUGCGCUGA